AUUAGACGUGAUAGGUCUAAGGUGCAUAGCGGAGGGAUGUACUCUCUUUAGAAUACAUACAGAUUACUCGUACAACACCAGCCAUGGAUACAAGCGUUUUAGCGGGGCAGAACCAGUGGGCUCUAAAACAACAGAGGGUUCGAUAAUAAUUUGGUAAUCACCAUGGAUGUCAACGGAACAUUGAGGGAAGAUCAGAUGAUCAUUUUGUCUGCUGUGUACUUAGUUUCUCUUACUCCCAGUUUGAUAGGUAGCGCUUCUGUUCUGUUGGUUUCCAUUGUAAAAUGGCAACGACUACAAGAACAGGUGCUGCCUUUGGUGCAGCUUGCCCUGGCAGACUUCCUGGCUUCACUAAUUCUGAUGUUCACCAGUGCAAUGAACCUCACAGGCUACUUCAGACACAGUGUCUCUUUCUGCCAACGAGCUCUGCCACUGUCACUGACAUUCUACCUCAUUUCAUUUCUGAUGGUGGUGGUUUACUCCUGGAAAUCUAAGAACAUAUUCAGAGGAUGGAGGGUGACACAGGGCCACAGCGAGGGCCAACAGAACCUAUGUCAGAGAACCACUAUAGCCUUAUCCCUGUACACCAUUCUAUGGUCGGUUCCUGUUGCCAUCUAUCUGUUGUACGUGAUCGCUACCUACCUUUGCACAAGCACGUUGUCUACGGACAUUCCCUAUGUCACCAAUGACAUCAUUCCCGCUGAUAACACAUACUGUACCAGCUGUAUACUGUUUUUGCAUGCCUGGGGAGAUCCGUGUCCGGCCUCGCAGGUCCUUCACGAUGCUUUUAUCAAAGUUCUUCUCUUUCUUGCACUCAUACCAGCACUUGUCUCCAGCUCAGUUAUGUAUUACAAGGUGGGCUACUGGUAUAAUAACUAUGACCAUCAGGGUCUACUUCCUGGGGAGGCAGAUGGACGUACUCGACACAGACUGAGGAGAAUAUACUCCACAGCGCGUAAUAUGGUGUUGAUCAUCCUAUUCUGCUGGACACCAGCACUUUUACUGACCAUCAUGUCUACCCUUUCACCAUGGACCAAAGUAUCACAAAACAGUAUUUUUAGUCUCUACAUCAUACAGGCAGUGAGCAUGUCGCUGCAAGGCUUCCUCAACAGCAUGGUCUACGCCUGGAGACGACCCAACUUCAUAGACGCCGUCCUAGGGGAGAGCACGCCCUUGUUGCUGCACGAGCGCCAGGCCUUCUUCGAGGAUUCACUGAGGACCACAACACGACCGCACACAAUUUGAACUCACAGAGACAUUGGUGUGCCACCAUGGCAUGUUGGUGCCGCUGGUGGAAUCACCGAGCCGGUCUGGGGUCCCUGUGUGUGGGGCUACCGGUUGGAGCCGCAGGGGUCAUGUCCCUGGGUCUCCGAAGGACGAAUCCAGGGGGAUGAAGAGAGCAGCAAAGGCCAAGGGUCUUUGACUUUGAUAUGGUCGUUCUGAACAAUGGAAUUCUUUGUAUAACAACUAAGUAUAAUAUUAUAUAUAAUAUUUAUAGAUAUAUUUUUGAAAGAGUCAUAGAUAAUAGCAAAUAAUAACAAAGAACAUAGCAGAAAUACACAUUACGGUAAAAUACAGAAGCAGCAGUUCAAGAGACCGUAAGGAUGGUGAAUAUGGACAUGGGAAUAAUAGUAUGAACUAUUAUAAAUAUUAAGUGUAGGAGUGCCGAUGAAUAGCAGUGGGUUGGAGUUGAAGAACAAAUGGCUUUCAUUCAAAGGUGCUGCUUUUGUGAAUUAGCAAUUAACAAUUUCUCAUUAACAAUUAAUAAUCAGCAAUCAGCAAGUAUACCUUUGUACUUGUAUGAGCAACAGUGACAACAACCCCAAACUCUUACCUACACUUGGCUUCUGAAUAGCCUGUGCCAAUUAAACAGAAUGUUGUGGUACAAACUCCUUAUUUAGCCGUUAUCAUAAAUAUAAACGUUUGUAUUACAUUUGUAUCUUUUCAAUAAAAUGUUGUUGAUAUUU
Messenger RNA from Gadus macrocephalus (Pacific cod), 1964 nucleotides. RefSeq lists its product as uncharacterized. Gene Ontology annotation, cellular component: plasma membrane. The transcript has 12 exons. Gene Ontology annotation, biological process: adenylate cyclase-activating G protein-coupled receptor signaling pathway. NCBI's taxonomy places the organism in Eukaryota, Metazoa, Chordata, Actinopteri, Gadiformes, Gadidae. Gene Ontology annotation, molecular function: G protein-coupled receptor activity. Bases 163 to 1242 code for a protein of 359 amino acids. The record is from RefSeq and is a predicted model, not a curated record.